AUGGCCCCUUCCUUCUUUUUUUUUCAUUGUAUCCUUUUCCCUAAAAUCAUGUAUGUGUGUCCCUGUGUUUCAAUUCAUGUUAAAGAUUUCUGUUGGCUUUCUGUUUGAGCUUUUAAAGGGAUAUUUAUUCGUUUUGUUAAAAGCAAGACGAAAUCGUAGAUUUAUAUUGUGACGUCAUCAAUACACAGAAGGAAAAUCUUUGUUUUGGUUGCGAUAUCAGAGAUGUGACAGUAAAAAGAGCCUUUCUGCCUGGUUAACUUUGGUUGGAUGUUGUAGAGAUUCACGAUGACUGAUACGGACAAAUGGGAGUGCCAGUUUUGUACAUAUCAAAAUUUCCAAGUGGCAACAAAAUGCACAUUAUGCAGUGUACGGAGACAGGAUACAAGGAUUUCUGAUUUUGAAAAUGAGGAGCAGGAUAUCUACAAAAUGGCAGCUUCCAUGGGGCACAACAAGGAAAGCAGCAAGAUGUCCCCAACUUCUUCCCAAAUCUGCAGCACCAGCAAUGAUCCAGUGAAUGGUACAAAAUGGGCAUGUUCUGCAUGUACAUAUCUGAACUGGCCAAAAGCAGGAAAAUGUACGCAGUGUCUUCGGCCAAGGAAAAACAUGUCAUAUGGUAGUCAGUCACCCAAACAGAGGAGUAAGUCUAGGAAUGAACCAUCUGGAGCUCACUCGGGGGAAAGUUCCAAAUCAGGAAGGAUAACUCCAGCCCGGGAUGUGACACCGGGAUCCCCAAAGGCAGCAAAAUGCACUUCCAAUAAUGAUAUUAACAAAACCUAUACAAAAUAUGCAAAAAUAAAAUGGACUUGUAAAGCUUGCACAUACGAAAAUUGGCCGAAAACCCAAAAAUGUGUUAUGUGUGGUGCAAGCAGAGGAAGAUCCUCUCCAGAGAUCAUCACUUCCUCUCCAUCUUUAUCGCCCACCGAAAUCACCUCAAAACAGAUGGGAUCCUCUUCUCCUACCCUUGCCUGUGGGGGUGGGUCCCCUCAGAGUGACAAUCAGUCCGUAGAAUUACAAGAUCCUUUAUCCUCUGGUGCUGUGAUUUCUGAGGAUAACAAAGCAACAGAAAAACGACUUAAACAGAUUCGAAAGUGUAUGAGAGAAAAAGAUUGGUUGUGGUUAAAUGCAUGUGUUGGUGUUGUGGUUGGAGAUUUAGGAGCCAUCGAGUCAUAUUUAGCAUCAGACGUUGAUCCAUCUCGGCAGCUAACCCAAGAAGAAGUUGCCUUGUUAAAUCGACCAAGUGCAUUUGAAGUUGGUUACACCCUUGUCCAUCUUGCCAUAAGGUUCAAGAGAGAUGACAUGCUUGCUGUUCUCUUGACAAGCACAGAAUCCAAUGCUAAGGGACUUAAACGCCUUCCCUCCCAUGUUUGUCCUGAUGUUGCAGCAGAAAUACGCAGGGAAAUUUCUUCUAUUCUGCGUCAAAGGAAAGGAGGAAAAGGGGAGUUUCCUUGCCAGUUCUUUUCCGAUUGUGUUACGUUUGCUCUACCAUCAGGUGUCAUGGAUUUACCCCAGUCCAUACAGUCGCAGGUGUUCAGUGAAAUCUUAGAUGGAGAUGUACAAAAAGAGUUGGAAGAUGAUUUAGUAAUAAACUGGAGUCUGGAACUGACGGUGAGGUUAGGAAGCCGUCUGUAUGCUCUGUGGAAUCGCACUGCGGGGGACUGUCUUCUGGAUUCUCUACUGCAGGCAACAUGGGGAGUGUUUGAUUCGGAGAACACACUCAGACAAGCCCUCUCAGAGAGUAUAAAUGAUGGUGCUAUGAUGUUUUACCCAAGAUGGAAGGAAUAUGAGUCCAUGCAUGCUGAGAGCUUGCAGUUUUCUCUGGAUGAGGCUCAGUGGCAAAAUGAUUGGGCAGAACUCCUCAACUUAGCAAGUCAACCUGGUGCUUCUUUAGAACAGACUCAUAUAUUUGCAUUGGCUCAUAUUCUUCGUAGACCCAUUAUUGUUUAUGGAGUGAAGUAUGUUAAAAGUUUCAGAGGAGAAUCCUUGGGAUUAGCAAGAUUUCAAGGUGUAUACUUGCCCUUACUUUGGGAAAAGGGAUUUUGUUGGAAGACACCAAUAGCAUUAGGAUAUACAAGGGGCCAUUUCUCUGCCCUUGUUACUAUGGAAAUGGACACAGAUGGUAUCCCAGGGGCUGGUGCUCACAUUGAACCUAAUGAUGACGAUGAAGUUGCUUACUUGCCAUUAGUUGAUUAUGAAGGAAAACUUCUCCCAGUGCCUUUUUCAAUGGGCUCAGAGGUUGGCCGUGAAGAAAGCAUUUUCCACGAGUGGCUGGACUGUGUUGUUACUAAGGGUGGUUGUUUGGUGGCACUACAGAAAGUGGGCAAGAGGCCCCUGAUGAUCAAACAGAUGGUGGACGAAUGGCUGGAUCACUACAGGCAGCUACCACAGGUCACCUUGUCAACAAAUAAACAAACAACUCUGUCCUCGCAGACAUUCUCUAGUGAUGGAGAGAGUGAUCAAGAAUGAAAGUGAUAGGAUAAUGAUUGAAAGUGAUAAUAUACUGGAGUUGUUUGAUAAUAUCAGAGUUAUGCACACUUUGCUUUUACAGAAAGCAAAACAUUUUUCUUUCUGGUUGUUUCUUUUUUUCCCCCUUUAAACCUUUUUAUUGAUUAUUUUUAAGUUUUAAUAUUAGAUUUUACUUGAACAUGUUUGAAGUGUGAUUUUGAUAUCUUAUGUGUACAUGUUUGACUUUCAGUUGAUCUGGAGGUAUAUCCUAGUGAUUUUUACUUGAUACCUUGCAUGAGAGUGUGUGUCACUGCCAAUCUAAUUAAAAUUAAAUCCUUUGAUCUGCUUACUUAAUUUACUAGCAAGUAUGGGAUCAGAUCUAACUUAAAUUAGAUUGUGCCACUGUCGUUUGGGAAUAUCUUCCCUAAGUGUUCGUGCUUUUAUUAUUCUAAUUUUAGUGUAAGAUGACAACAUUGUACCCUGUCUUUCCAAGACAUUUUCCAUUGACAGAAGUAUUGAAGUGUGUGUGGUGAAUUAAAAAUUAGUGUCUUUCAACGAUAUGUACAGCUUGUGCUUGUCAUAUUACAGUGCAGGAAGUGUGAGGUGUCAAUCAGUAUUACAUCGGAUGUUUAACCGGGGUAGUUUUAAUUAUUCCAUUUGAUUUUAUGCAUGUCAAAUAGUUAAACUUUACAAUGAAUAUAUUUAUUACGUAAGUGUUAUUACAUUUUUGUAUGUAAAGUCACUGCCCUGCAUACAUAAACACAAAUUAUUCUUGUAGGUGCGCAUAUUGUAUACAUUUUCCUUUAAGUUUCUGUCAUCAUAGUAAAUUUAUUUUAAAUAUUUCAGUUUCCACUUAAGGAGGAAUAACACAUCGUUAUAAUGGCUGACUUCCUUAUGAAUUAAAAUAUAAAUAUCAACAAUACUUAUAUAAUCCUUUUAAAUCUAAUUGCCUUGCUGGAUAACUUAGUACAUUAAUAUGUCGACAGCUGAUCUGUAGAUUGAGGGUUUGAGUCUAGCAGGGAUUUAAUUUUUUUCAUUAAUUUGUCCCAAAACCUACUUUUUUUUUUUAACUAAAUAAGAUAAUUUUUCAAAGUUUUCUAUUUCAAAAUAUUGUACAUAUCAUCCACUUUCCAUCCAUAACAGACAUCUUUGGUAGGUUAAUAUUCCUCCUUACAGUUUUUAAAAUGGCAUGAAGGAAACAGGUUUUUACAUUGAAUGAUUAUCCAAACUUGUCCAAAGAUAUGUACCUCCAAAGCACCCAGUGAUCUAUAUAUUUAUAUAUAGAUGUGUGUGUAUAUAUAUUUAUAUACAUACACAUAAAUGUUUUGCCUCCUUUUCACAUGGAUCAGUAAUAAUGUUGAAUUUUCAGAGGUUUAGCCAUGGAGUGUAGUUGUUACUUAUUCUAAAAAUCAUUCCUUAAUUGUAUUUGUUUGACUUUGAGUGUUUGUUGGGUGUUAUUCAUAAUUUGUACCAUAUACACUGCCUCAAAAACUCCUACAUCCUGAAUACUGUGUAGUUUUGAUCAUUGGUCAAUUUCUUUUGGUCUGCAGGAGAUCAAAAUGAGUUAGAAAUUCAAACUUUAAGUAAUUUACCUUUGAUAUGUUUUUGUGAUGCAAAAUCACUUAUGCCACUUAAAAGUUUUUUCCUCCCUUUUUAUACCCCUGUUUUUUGAUGGACUGUAUUAUAGUAUGGGUUUUCUUGUCUGUCUGUUAGCUUUUUUUGUGUCUGUCACACUGUAAGGCUUAGAACCAUCAAACUUGGUCAGUUGAUGCAUCUUGUGGGGAAUGUGCAUUGGGACCCCAAAGUAGGUCACUGUGACCUUGUUUUGACGUUCUAUGGCUACAUAUACAAUUUGUGUACCGGUCAUAUCUUGAGUACAGUGGGGGCUUAGGACCAUCAAACUUCGUCAGUCGAUGCAUCUCUGGGUUGUACUGUAUAUCUUGCCACAAAACUCACAUUUGAUAGUAUUUUGAUAUCGGUUUAAUCAGUAACAAUUGAACAAGAGUGGUAGUUUAAAUACAAUACUCGGACGACUAUGGUGUUAUUAAUGAAUGUAAUUCCUCAUUUUAAAUGUUCAUUAAAGUCAAAACAAAAUUUUUGAUAAGAACAUCUCAUGAAGAACUAGCCUGCUUUGUAAUGUACAUCAGUAUUAUUAAUUUUGUGAGUGUAUGACAACAGUGCACUAGAUAUUCACUACAUACUAAAACGGGUUAUUUGUAAUGUUUGUUUUUAAAGUUUACCUAUAAUACACAUAAAAAACAGAGUGUUGUCAUUAAACAAAACGCAGAUCGCAUUACAUUAUCAAACGGCUAAAGGGACCUCGACACCCAUUAUGUAUUAUAUAAACAACGGUAAUGAAUUGAUCAGCCAAUUACUGGAACGGAUUUUACCAGGUAGAAGGCUUGGACAAGGAGAACAACAUGAUUAAAAACAGCCUGGGCUAUCCAUUAUUUAUUUAUUGUGUAUUUAACAUGAGGUUAUUGGUAAUAAAAGUGAAGAUUGAUGUUCAGGAAAUAAUUAUACAACAAAGAAAUACAACUAUUGCUAGUAAAAUGACGAUAGCUAUGAGUUAAUAGAAAAUUUUAUUAAAUUCAGUCCGACAUAUUAUGAGAGGGUCAAUGUCCUAAACAAUUAUCUGAAAUUACGUUAAUCCACUUACGUGUGUUUCGACUUAUGUAUGAGAAUAUUUACAUUUUCAAUGGUUUUGCCUUUGAUAUUUCUACCAAUUGUAAUGAUUCAUAUUUCCUGAUGAAUGUGCAGCAGUUUUGAACAAUACAUGUAUGAUGAAUCUUGAUAUAUUUUGUAGGUCUUAUUUCAAUGGCUUGGAAUGCAAAUAGAAAUGAAAAUAGCUUGUAAAUAUAAGAAAUAAACUUCUGUUUUGAAACUAUGUGAAGGUAUGAACUGCAACACUUGAUGCUGGUUAACACGCUUCCUGAAGUCUGCUGGCGUGCAGUGUCACAGUUCAUACCCUCGUGUAUUUACAAAAAUGAAAUUCAUUUCUUGUAUGGUACAUGUACCCUAGUGGUGUACUUUUGUGUGGUUUAGAUCUUGUAUGCAUGUAUUUUUAGGAACACAGGAUUUUUAUAUUAUGUGUUUAUAUUUGUUCUACCAUUUACUUUAAACUAGUGCUUAAUUGUUGUUCGCUCACCUGAGACGAAGGCUCAAGUGAACUUUUCUGAUUGAAAUUUAUCUGUGUUUUGUUGUCAGCAUCAUCAUAAACUUUUCACAUAUUCUCCAGAACCACUGAGCCAAUUUCAACCAAACUUGGCACAGAAUAUCCUUUGGUGAAGGGGAUUAAUGUUUGUUCAAAUGAAGGGCCAUUCCCCCUUCCAAGGGGAGAUAAUCAAUACAAGGUAAUGAAUAGGGUGGGGUCUUUUUAAGAACAACAGGUCUAUGAACAGAAUGUGAAUAGAAUAUGCAAUCAAUCUGAGGUAGUGCAGAUUCAAGUUACUUGAGUCCUGGUCCCGGGAGGAGGGUUGGAGCCAGAAUAUUGAUUAUCAAAAUUUCAUGUGUGAAUAUAUUUCAUAAAGAAAUGCUCAAAAUCCUUUUCUCAAAUAUUCUUAUGUUGUGUGGAUUCCUGUUUGGUUAGUCAUGACCCUGUGGGGCUUAGGUUGGGUCAGAAUAUGGAUUAAAAAAAUUACUGGGAGUAAAGAUUGCAAAAAAUCUUUCAAGAGUUUUCUUCUAAAGAACAGAAGGGUCAGCGUGACUCAGGUGAGUGUUUUAGUUCUCUUAGUUUUGUUACAUUUUAAAUAUAUUUAGAUUCAUUUUUCAGAUUCCAAUAAAAGGGGUAUGCAUAUAGAUUUAGUGUACAACAGAGGGAUAAUAGAAGUUUUUGAUUUAGAUUAAGCAGGUAUUAUAUGGAUUCUGUUCAUAAUGUUCUCAUUAAUUAUGAUAUGUGUAAUUUGUGUCUAAAAGGAAAAUGGUGUGUCUAUAUGAAUUAAUGAAGGUUGUUUACCCCCUGGUGGAAGAACAGCUGUCAUGGCUGAUCUUACUGUUGUUGGUAGGAGAUGCCCACUUUCUGUAAGCUAAGCUUCUAUUUGUGAGAAAUUUCACUUUCUGUAAGCUAAGGCUCUAUUUGUGAGAAAUUUUACUUUCUGUCAGCUAAGCCGCUAUUUGUGAGAAAUUUCACUCUCUGUAAGCUAAGCUUCUAUUUGUGAGAAAUUUCAUUUUCUGUAAGCCAAGCCUCUAUUUGUGAGAAAUUUCACUUUCUGUAAGCUAAUUAAGCUUCUAUUUGUGAGAAAUAUCUGAAAGAUAUCUGUGCUAGAGGUUUGUGAAUACCUCUCAUUACGCGUGUAAUUUUGGUCAAUGGAUACAGUGUAAGGCUUUUAUUUGUGAAUAUUAGUUGCUAUGAAUAAAAAUGGUUUAACUUCA
Ostrea edulis (European flat oyster) is the source of this 6813-nucleotide messenger RNA. RefSeq names its product ubiquitin thioesterase ZRANB1-like. Lineage: Eukaryota; Metazoa; Mollusca; Bivalvia; Ostreida; Ostreidae. Gene Ontology annotation, molecular function: cysteine-type deubiquitinase activity; K63-linked polyubiquitin modification-dependent protein binding. Gene Ontology annotation, biological process: protein K33-linked deubiquitination; protein deubiquitination involved in ubiquitin-dependent protein catabolic process; cell migration. The transcript is spliced from 8 exons. The record is from RefSeq and is a predicted model, not a curated record. Gene Ontology annotation, cellular component: cytoplasm; nucleus. The coding region runs from base 286 to 2463 and encodes 725 amino acids.